AUGGUCGCGGGUGCGGUGAGCUUGGGUGACGGAGUCGGCUUGAGCGGCAGAGGCAGCGGCAGAGUCAGCGGCGUGGUCGGUCACUGGAGUAGCUCGUCUAAGGUGGGGGCAUCAGUGCUGUCGUGCUUGGUGUUUGGUUCCACCACUUCGUCGAGGCUGCAAAAGACUUCUCCAUUGCGGUUAAAGGAUGAGGCAUUUGUUGAUAGCAUGGACAAGGACAAUGUUGAAGGGGAGGGAGUUGGUGGUGCAGGGCUCAACCAUAUAUGCAUUUACACGCUUCAAGUAUCACAAACAACAGAAAAUGCACGACGAACUCUUCCAAGUGGUCGCAGCCGGAAGUACUUUCGGCAAAUCGUAUCCGCCGUGAGACACUAUCACUGGCAUGACAUGUACCAUUGCGAUUUAAAGCUCGACAACAUUCUCCUCGACAAAGACAUGAACCUCAAGGUCUCCGACUUUGGAUUAGGCGCAUUGAGGAGCUAG
This is a messenger RNA of Glycine soja, 483 nucleotides long. RefSeq names its product probable serine/threonine-protein kinase MARK-B. Lineage: Eukaryota; Viridiplantae; Streptophyta; Magnoliopsida; Fabales; Fabaceae. Gene Ontology annotation, biological process: protein phosphorylation. Bases 1 to 483 code for a protein of 160 amino acids. The record is from RefSeq and is a predicted model, not a curated record. The transcript is spliced from 3 exons. Gene Ontology annotation, molecular function: protein kinase activity; ATP binding.